Morchella importuna is the source of this 2046-nucleotide messenger RNA. RefSeq lists its product as uncharacterized. The transcript has 6 exons. Gene Ontology annotation, biological process: regulation of DNA-templated transcription; peptidyl-arginine N-methylation. The record is from RefSeq and is a predicted model, not a curated record. NCBI's taxonomy places the organism in Eukaryota, Fungi, Ascomycota, Pezizomycetes, Pezizales, Morchellaceae. The coding region runs from base 1 to 2046 and encodes 681 amino acids. Gene Ontology annotation, cellular component: nucleus; cytosol.
AUGGAUGCCCACCAGCCUGCUGAGCCCAACGUACCCGUAUGGUACAUUGGUCACCAUCUUCCCACCCCAAAUGUUGGAAUAAAUAUCGGCACACUCGAGGAAGAAAUCAGCAAUGGCUAUGAUAUGAUAACAACCUACAUAACAAAUGCCAACUUCCGCGCCCGUAUUGAGCAAGCCACGUCCGGCGCUCAUGCAGACAAUAAAGCCCACCUUUACAUCCCCUCUCUCGACGCUGAGGAAGUCAAUAUUCACCCCGGCGAACACAUCCCCCAGGUGAUUGCCUUUACGUCCUCAUGGAUUGACUUGGACUCUGAAGAUCCUUUGUUCGCCCAUGUUUCUCGACAAGUUCUAGCGCACGAGUUAGAAUAUGCUGCGUUUUGCGGCGUAAGCACAGUAGUCAUUGAGGGGCCAAAAAGGAAGACAAAUGUUGCGCAAUAUGCGCAGAUCAUACACACGACAUUGUUGAAGGGAUCAUAUACACAGAUUCAUGUUCACCUCCCUAUGACAGAGGAGGAAGGAGUUGCGACGAAUAAUGGGGAAAUAUAUGACGAAUUUUCUAUGUGGGAUGUAUGGAACACGAUUCGAACAGUGUGCAAAUACAAUGCAAGACUGUCUCUUGCACUCCGCAUUCCUGCUGUACUACCCUCCCGUCAUCUUGUGAAUCGUUGGUUCGCCGAACCUAUCCGCACUCUCCUUAUCCCCUCAUCCACAUUCUGCCCCAACCCCAAAGGCUAUCCCACUUUCUCAACUGCACAUCAAGGCCUGCUUACCCGUUACAUGAAGCUUCGCCCUGUACCGUACAUCCUCAUCUCCGACACACAUGUUGAGCCUACACCUGUAGUUGCUGCUGGCUCUGGAUCCCGCUCAAAGCCAAGAUACGAACCCCUCGGGUACUUGGUAUAUCUUCGUCAUCUCCAGAAGAACCAGCCUCCGCAAUCAACUGUUGAAAGGUUCGGGGCAGGAUACCAGGACUACCUUCAGGCGCCACUCCAACCACUAGCCGAUAAUCUCGAGAGUAUUACCUAUGAGGUGUUUGAGAAAGACCCCGUUAAGUACGACCAGUACGAGAAAGCGAUCAAGGCGGCAUUGGAUGUGAGAGAUCCCAACGAGACAAUUAUCGUCGCCGUCACUGGAGCCGGCCGAGGACCCCUCGUUUCCCGAGCCCUUCGAGCUUCAAAAUCGGCUAACCGCAGCAUUAAGCUGAUUGCAGUUGAAAAGAACCCUAAUGCCUACGUGCAUCUCCUGCGGCACAACCGCGAUACAUGGGCUGGACAGGUCACUGUGGUGAAGAGUGAUAUGCGCAGCUGGAACCCUCCAUUCAAGGUGGAUAUCAUCGUCAGCGAGCUUUUAGGGAGCUUCGGUGACAAUGAGCUUAGUCCAGAGUGUUUAGAUGGUGUGCAGAGGGUAUUGAAUCCUAAUGGCGGUAUCUCCAUUCCCGCAUCAUACUCGGCACACUACACGCCUAUCAUGGCUCCUAAGAUUCACGCCGACAUCCUCUCACGGCGAUCUGACCCGGAUGCCCCAGAAACUCCAUACGUAGUGAUGCUACAAGCCAUUGAAUCACUCGCUGAAAAUGAGUACAUCCACCGGGCCUGGGAUUUCCAUCAUCCGCUUCCCGCCAACACCAUGUCCGAGGCGGCCGCACUAGGUGGUGGCUUUAUCGGGCUCGGCGACGGUGGCAAUGACCACAACAUAAGGAAGUCAAAGGCCACCUUCAAGAUUCCCCGAAGGGGAGUGGUGCAUGGGUUGGCUGGAUACUUCGAGAGUGUCCUGUUUGGGGACGUAGAGUUGAGCACCAGGCCGGAUACGAUCGAUGCGAAGAGUAAGGAUAUGAUUAGUUGGUUCCCGAUAUUCUUUCCGUUGAAGACACCGGUGCAGCUUCCUGACGAUUCCGAGGUCGACGUGACGAUCUGGCGAGAGACUAGUGAGCGAAAGGUUUGGUAUGAGUGGAGCGUGGAGGCUUUCACCAAGGGGAGUCGGGGGCAGAGGUUCAGGGUUGGGGUCACAGAAUUGCACUCUAGCAAGAAGAAUGGAUGCUUGAUGUGA